GCGCGUGCUGGACGCUCACGUCAUCACCUGCUUCCGAAAACAUUCGCCGAUUCAUAGGGAUGAAAGUCAGCAACGUGUACGGCUCUUUAAUGAAAAACAUAUACUAAACGUAUAUUUUCAUACACUACCAAUGUCUUGUUACAGUCAGGUGUAAGUUAGCAGGAUAGCUGGAACUCACCAAACCCGGACGAAACUUUCGGAGCUGUUUCAUAAACUUCAAUUUAACAGUAACUACAAAAUAGUAGAAUUAUCAGGUUUUCAUGCGGUAUAAGUAAAACCAAAGUCAUCUCAACACAGUUUGAGACCAGUGUUGAUGGAGUUUGUUCUCAUACGGUAACCUCAUCGAGGUGUCCUGGAGGAGAUAUGGACUUUUAACUACGAGUUUUAAAUCAUGGAGUCAUGUUUGAGGUUUGUGUGUCGAGAGUCUCUCAGGAAAGUGUCCGCGAAGUGCUGGACACGGAGAUCUGCGAUGUGCACGAGAUCAGCUUUCAGACACCCUCUUAUAUCAACACGUGCCCGGUCACAACACAGCACACUGCAGCUGAGAGCUCACAUACAACAUCUCUCCUGUCGCCAAAGAGUUACAGAUGCAUCCCAGGCAGCCCUGUCUAGUGUUGCACCUGUAUUUGUAGUGAUGAAGUUUGAGCCAGAUGGGACCGUGACCUCAAUUGAAAAGAAGAAGACUGAGUUGUAUCAGGAGCUUGGUUUGCAUGCGAGAGAUCUUCGGUUCCAGCAUAUAACAAGCAUUACUGCACGAAACAAUGCCAUCAUCAUGCGUAUGGAGUCUCUCAAGGCAGUGGUUACUCCUGACUCUUUGCUGGUGCUGGAUUUUCGUGGACUGGGUCUGGAGAAGUGGCUGGUGUUAGAACUUGGACCACAGUUGGCAGGAGAUGGAAAUUUGGCCACUUACUCUUUGCCCUUUGAAUUCAGAGCUUUGGAAGCCAUUCUGCAACACAGGGUAAAUGUACUGCAGGCUCGGCUGAAUGAAGUUCAGCCACAAAUUCUGGAUUGCCUGGAGUCAUUGGUUGACCCGAAGCUCCUUUCUGCUGACCGCAGCAAACUGCAUAUGCUCUUGAUUAAUAGCAAAAGCCUGUCAGAGCUAGAGACGGACAUUAAGGUGUUUAAGGAAAGUCUGCUCAAGAUCCUGGAUGAGGAUGAACUGAUAGAUGAACUCUGUCUAACCAAGUGGACUGACCCACGAGUGUUUGAGGAGAGCAGUCUGGGUAUAGAUCAUGCAGAAGAGAUGGAGCUGCUACUGGAGAAUUACUACAUGCAGGCCGAGGAGCUCGGCAACAAAGCACGGGAGCUGAAGGGACUCAUUGAUGACUCUGAAAGUGUCAUCUUUAUUAAUCUGGACAGCCAUCGGAACGUCAUGAUGAGACUGAAUCUCCAGCUCACUAUGGGAACGUUCUCCCUCUCUUUAUUUGGCCUGAUGGGUGUGGCCUUUGGCAUGAAUUUGGAGUCUUCUUUCGAAGAGGACCCACGUGUGUUUUGGUUGGUGACAGGGUUAAUGUUUUUGGGCAGUGGACUUAUCUGGAGAAGACUUCUCUCUUUCCUAGGCCGACAUUUAGAGCCCAGCUCUCCACCUCCAAUUCCCCCUGUUUGGAGGAAAAACCAAAUCAGCACAUUAAAAGCGACAGACAUUAAACCAGGGAUAAGAUGAUAUUUCGACCGUUGCUUUUUUAUGCGUUUUUAUUUCUUUGUCUUUCUCAGUUACUGCAUUUCUCAGUAUUACGUGGCACUCAACCGGGUCAUCUACUGUUAAAAUUUAUCUAACAUAUUAGGUAAUGCAUAUGUCAUGUAGACAGAUUGCUAUCUGACAUUGUCUUCGGGUAUGUUCUGUGGUAAUUUCUGUAUUUAUUGUUGUGAAUAUUAUGAUAUGAUGGAGUAUGUACCUUUUAUUGACCAUGUGUGGCAUCUUUCAAAGAGCAAAAAUGUCAUCCAUUUGUUCUUUUUCCCUGUUCAUACUAAAGCGACAGAUCAUUGUCAAUAUAUGACUUUAAUAAAACAUGUACAUAAAACAUCAA
Misgurnus anguillicaudatus (oriental weatherfish) is the source of this 2027-nucleotide messenger RNA. RefSeq names its product magnesium transporter MRS2 (gene mrs2). Gene Ontology annotation, biological process: mitochondrial magnesium ion transmembrane transport. The record is from RefSeq and is a predicted model, not a curated record. Gene Ontology annotation, molecular function: magnesium ion transmembrane transporter activity. Lineage: Eukaryota; Metazoa; Chordata; Actinopteri; Cypriniformes; Cobitidae. Gene Ontology annotation, cellular component: mitochondrial inner membrane.